Molecule: messenger RNA, 2690 nt
Organism: Saccoglossus kowalevskii
Lineage: Eukaryota; Metazoa; Hemichordata; Enteropneusta; Harrimaniidae
Product: vacuolar protein sorting-associated protein 53 homolog
Biological process (GO): retrograde transport, endosome to Golgi
Cellular component (GO): GARP complex
Source: RefSeq, a predicted model, not a curated record
GCAGGUCAUUGCUGAUUUUGAAGAAGCUUUCUCUGGACAAGGAGGAAAGCCUUUAGGACCAUAUGCCCUUUUAACUGAGGCCUGUUUAGUACUUAAUGUACUGGAUCCCAAAUACAAAAAAGACCUAUUGAAAUGGUUUGUGAGGCUCCAGUUACAGGAAUAUUUAGUGCUGUUUCAUGAGAACCAAGACGUUGCCUGGUUGGAUAAAAUUGACAGGAGGUACGCUUGGGUUAAACGGACACUGGUGGAGUGCGAAGAAAAGUUUGGCAGAUUGUUUCCCUCUGAAUGGGAAGUCAGUGAAAGGAUUUGUGUGGAAUUCUGUAAUAUAACAAGAGAGGAAUUGUCCAAAAUCAUGGCCAAGAGGGCUAUUGAAAUAGAGGUCAAACUGUUAUUAUUUGCCAUUCAAAGGACAACAAAUUUCGAAGCAUUAUUAGCAAAGCGAUUUAGCGGUACUACUUUAGGUGACGAUGGCAGCGUUGCUGCAACACCCGAUACUGAAAAACCUGUUUCUACUAACCCAUUUGAAAUGGACGAUGAAGAAGAUGACGAAGAAGAAAAAGAAAAACCUGAAGUUAAAACGGUAGUGAAAACCAAGCCUCCAGCAUUCUGUGGUAUAAUAUCUCGAUGUUUUGAACCUCACCUACAGAUCUACAUUGAUGCGCAAGACAAGAGCUUAGGAGAGCUCAUUGAUAAAUUCGUGGCUGACUUCAAAGCUUCAGGGCACCCUAAGCUAGAGACAGGAGACGGUGGCACUAUUUUACCAUCCUGCGCCGAUUUAUUUGUAUAUUACAAAAAGUGCAUGGUACAGUGUUCACAAUUGAGUACGGGCAAGCCACUGUUAUCACUCACAGCUACAUUCCAGAAGCAUCUUAGAGAGUAUGCAAUUAAAUUACUCACAAAUAAUUUACCAAAGUCAAGCUCUACAAGCGGUGGUCUCUCCACUGGUGGUUUGAGUAUAUCAAGUUUAUUGAAAGACACGCCCAGUGAUAUCACAAAGUUUACAGAAAAUGAACAGAGACUUGUCUGCUGUAUCUUAUGUACAGCUGAUUAUUGUCUAGAAACAACACAACAGUUAGAAGAUAAAUUGAAAGAAAAAGUUGAUUCUUCUUUAUCAGAUAAGAUUCAUCUUAGUGGGGAAAUGGACGUCUAUCAUAAUGUUAUAUCUAAUUGUAUUCAGUUAUUAACUCAAGACUUAGAAGCAUCAUGUGAGCCAGCUCUUAUAGCCAUGAAUAAGAUAAACUGGUCAAUGGUAGAGACGGUUGGUGACCAAAGUGGUUAUAUCACGGCUAUUACAACUCAUAUAAAUAAGACUGUGCCGAUAAUAAGGGAUAAUCUAGCAUCCGCUCGGAAAUAUUUCACGCAAUAUUGUAUCAAAUUUGUCAAUUCAUUCAUUCCAAGGUUUAUUAAUCACUUAUUUAAAUGUAAACCAGUAAGUACAGUCGGUGCUGAACAGUUGUUACUAGACACCCAUUCUUUGAAGACAGUAUUGUUAGAUCUACCAUCAAUUGGCUCAACGGUGGCGAGAAAGGCACCAGCAAGUUAUACGAAAAUAGUAGUGAAAGGAAUGACUAAAGCUGAAAUGAUUCUAAAGGUUGUGAUGUCUCCCCAUGAUCCACCACAGUUAUUUGUUGACAACUACAUCAAACUGAUUGCUGAUAGUGACACGACUAGUUUUCAAAAACUGCUGGAAAUGAAGGCUUUAAAAAGAAGUGACCAAAGUGUCAUGCUGGAUAUAUUUCGUCAGCGAUUACCAACACCACCGGCAGGAGAAGGAACGCACACACCCCAGAACGCUAGUCGGGAACAAGAAUCAAGUAGAAUCAUGAAACUAGAAAAAUUAAUUAAAAGAUUAUAAUUAUUUAUUUGUAUCAAAGAAUUAAGUUAUUUACUACCGAUACAUGUGGUUUUUUUGCAUGUCUAAUGAUUUAUAAUAUUGCAUAUAUGACUUCUAGAUUCAUCACCAGCAACACCUGCCCCGGAUGUUUUAGUCAUAUCCCUUGAGGGGAGGUGAUUGUCAUGCCAUGUAUUUACAAAAUAUACCAACAAAGAUGGCGACUUUGAGUGUUGCACAAAAAUUUAACAAAUAUUACAAGAAGUCAAAGUCUGUAUUUAGUGCAUAUUGCAACCUAAGUCAAAACUUUGUGCUUGGCACUGGGAGAGUGCAUUGAAUUGUGGGAAAACAAAUUGUCUAUCAUCUUCCAUGUGUGGUGCGACGACCACCACUAUUUAAUAGUCACUUAUUCCAAAAACAGCUGUUAGUAAUGUAUUUCUGUGCAUUGUCAAAUCAAUUGCAAUUUCCUGUAUGUUAAUAGAUGCCAACAAUUGAAAUACAUAAGGCUGCUAUGCUCUAUGAACCGGCCAUUGUUUAUACCUUCAAUUACUGCAUGUGCUGCUAAUUGUAGUGUAGCCAGGGUGUCAUUGCAUAGCAGUAGUGCAUUUAGUCAUGGAUCUAUAUUUAGUAAGGGUGGGAUAUGUGUAAGGAGUUGGCUGCACUCUAAUUGAACAGCAGUAAUGUGUUUUAAAUGAUAACAUUGUACUUUUGUUCAUCCAACCACCUAAAAUCACGUAGUUAGAUCUUUCUGAUAAUCCCUUUAAUGUGACAGUCCCACUUUUCAAAUGCUUGGUUUUGAAACAGUGAAUAUAAUGUAUAUAUUGUAGUAUUGCAAGAAAUAAAACCAUUUUUUUGGGGG